Habropoda laboriosa is the source of this 4392-nucleotide messenger RNA. Its product is annotated as type I inositol 3,4-bisphosphate 4-phosphatase. The record is from RefSeq and is a predicted model, not a curated record. The transcript has 18 exons. Gene Ontology annotation, molecular function: phosphatidylinositol-3,4-bisphosphate 4-phosphatase activity. The coding region runs from base 157 to 4323 and encodes 1388 amino acids. Gene Ontology annotation, cellular component: cytoplasm. Lineage: Eukaryota; Metazoa; Arthropoda; Insecta; Hymenoptera; Apidae.
UACCAUAAGGCAACCAAGCGCUUGGAAACUAAUUUUCGAAAGGACGAGAUUCGAAAGUAUUUCCUCCAUGAAGAUAAGAACAGAGAAAAGUACGUGAUCACGUGGGAAAACGUGGGAGAACGUGGGUGGUGUAACCGUGGACGGUUGUCUUCCGAGAUGCGAUUCAACAAGCAAGAAUUGCUGACCUUGGCCACGCAACCUUCGCAGAAAUUCGAGAAAGAGGGUAUAUUGUACGUACGCGAGCGACAAGAAGGCUUCUUUCGCAGAACUGAGAGUACAGGUAAAAAAUCUGACAACAAAUGUCAAAAGGGAAAAACGCAUAAGACUCUGCGAGACCUCAGUUGUGUUACAGCCAGUACGAGUAAAGUAAGUUUGGAGAGAUGGUGCAGAUUACGGGGGAACCUGUUGUUUUAUUUCAAGUCGCGGGAGCAAUGGUCCGAGCCCCUUGGAGUGAUAAUACUCGAACAAUGUUUCGUUCGAGUGGAGCAACCGAGCAAUCAGAUCCCUUAUGGAUUCAGUAUAGUUUUCGACGGAGGUUUAUUCCAAGCGUUGGGUGCAAACUCGGCUGAAGAGAGGGACAGUUGGUUGCAGGCUCUUCAGCUGGCCAGCUACGAAUGUAUGCGAAGUCAAUUAUUGGCGUUGCAGCAGCGAAUAGAAGCGUUCAGUGGGCACAAACACGACACCGAUAUUCAAAUGUUGCGGCUGCAACGUGGAGUUUCAACAGGCGUUGUUUCUGAUCGGUUCGUUGCUUCAGACCCCGCCGAAAUACCGAUGUGCGAGAUAUCGUUGGCAUGCGACAACCUCCUCUGUGACGGUCACGGCCGACCACCUAACCCUGUUCUAGAGAUAGACGUGCAAGUUAAAGGUUCCAAGACAUGGAUAAAGUACGCGCGGACCGAGGUAGUGGAGCGAAGCAGCAAUCCCGGCUUCCUCACGACCGUCAGCUUCAGAGCGAGCGACGGUUUGACCAGCGAGGAGACCAAAGUUAGGAUAACCGCGUUCGACGUUAGGGAGCGCGUAAGUCAAACUGCGACACCGAUCGGCAGCGCGAUCGUAACGUUGAACGCCGUUCAAGAUACCCCGAGGCUGAGGAUACCGUUGAAAUCGGCGAAAACGACCACCGUCGGCUUUUUAACCAUCAAUGUUUGGAACUUAGAGGCAGAGGACAGGGGAAACAGUACCGAGAGCACCCCGUCGAAAGAGCCUCUUUCCACGGCGAACCAUCAGAUCCUCUCGCACAGACGAUCCCAAUCGUUGCCACCUAGACUGGGAACGAAGAUCAAGUUGCCGCAUCAGGGACAGUUGAAGCUCUUGUUCUCCAAUCCGUACAUACAAACGUACAGAUUUCACUCCGGCUUGGGUGGAGAUAUUUGCGUGCAUGAAAUCAUGGCAGAGAGUAAACUUUGUUUCCAAUUCCCGCAGCAUUUACUCGCAAUAUGGAUCCAAGAGGAGAAAGAACUGCUACAAGAAGUGGCUGGUAUGGGCGAACUGAGGGAGCCUUGGCAUACCAAGCAAGUGGAAUUGCUCGAUCGUCAUCUUCAUCUUUUACACCUGUACUCGCAAGCCAAAGAGAAUUUGUCGACUUUCAAAGGAAGUUAUUUCAAGCGAUCGUCGCGUAGAAACGACAGAACGCUCGAGUUCGCACCUGUUAAUUUGCAUCUUCAAAGAAUGUGGGUUCAUAACGAUACGUUGAACAAAUGCGGAUUUUACGACUUCAUUACCGUCGGAGCAUUCACCGCGCAUUCCCAUAAGAGUAAAAACGGAGGCCUCAUAAGGUUACUGCAAGCUUUAAAAGAGUCGCCAACGCGCGGCAAUCAGCUAUAUCAGGGAACGUCGAAAAUAACGAUGGCGCAUGAUGCAAUCCAGGCGAUAAAGCAACUUCGACGAGAUAUUGUCGAAGCGAUGCGCGCCCUGAUGAAACUAGCCAAAGACAAACAGACCAGUGGGAUGCUGCCCAUUUGCGAAGAUAUGAUCACCAAGACUAGAAUUUUGCUCAGCCUUUGGGAUCCAGGUUUGGUCGAGGAAGCGUUAACUUUUCUCGAAGAAUACAAGGUGGCCAAGGUUCACGAGGCCACCAACAGCGACGAUUCUCUCAAUUUCGACUCGAAGACGAACCAAUCUGGUUUGUCUCCGUUCAAACGGAUCACGCAGCAGCUCAAUUUCGACCUGAAAAGUCCAGACUUUGACGACUUUGUCACACCCGAUACUCCAGAAUGCGUCAAGGAUCUAUGGACGAAAGAAAACGAGAAAAAUGAUUACGCGACCGUGACCGCGACCGCGACCGCGACCGCGACCACCACGUCUUCCUCUUCCUCCUCGUCCUCCACCUCGUCAUUGUUUCCGUCAAAAGGUGACGUCGUCCACCACCUGAAUCACACGCAAUCGAAUUGCGUCGCUACCAAGAUCGACAAUGUCGCCGAAACGGCGACAAAGGAAAAUUUUCCCACCUUUCCAAAAGUCAAAAACGAUACCAAAGAUUUGAAAAGUGGAGGUGGUGGUUGUGUGGAAACGACUCGUCACGAUAAUGGGAAUAACAAAGGUUCCCUCAACGAUACCAAUAACGUUAUUACCACGAAAGAAGAAGGAAAAGAAGAAGAGGAAGAAGAAGAAGAAGAAGGAGACGAAGAACCAAAGGACGUGGAAGGGAAAAAAGCGGAGGAGGAGGAUGUGAAGAAGAGUGAUAUCGAUCCGUGUAGACGUUUUCUAGACACACAAAAGAUGUGCAAUUCACCGUCUGCCAAUUAUUACAAACCCACCGACGAACCUGAACCCUGGGAUCUGACGCAACUAAAUAUCGAAGCGAGCGUAAUGUGUUUAGUGUCGAAAGUGAAAUUUCUCUGCGGAAGGUGCAGCAGCCCGGCUGUACGGCUUCGGAAUAAAAACAGCAUAGGUAGAUCGCACAGUUUAAGAGGAUGCGUUUCGAGCAGUCGUAACAAAAGUGGGCAAGUGGUGACGAUUCAACCGAAAAACGGGCUGAGAAACGACGCAAAGAACGAAGAAUCUUGCAAUCUACUCGAAAUGGCGGAGAAUCGGUCGAAUUCGGUUCGGCAACAACAGCCGAGUCCAAGUUCGGAGAAAGCGACGAUGAUGCCAGCCUUUUCGAAAGCCAAAGAAGUGUGCCAAGCGGUCGACUCGAUGACGAGAGUGAUUAAAAGCAAUUCGGGACAAAGGAACAAGUUCACCGAGGGUCUGGAUUUCGCCUCUAUCGUCGAUUGGACGAGCGAACUUCGACCUUCGAUGAAAAAAUUACGGCAAGCCAUGGAUGGUUUGUUGAAAACCGCUCGACUCACGCAUUCGGUGUUUAGGGUGCAAGAAGACGCGAAGAUGGCUCAACGCGCCUGUAACGUUCGAUACAGGCGAGACGUGUGCUUCAGUCAAGCGUUGACCAGCUUGGUAUCGGGAUUGAUGGCCAAGCUUUGGUGUCAAAGACCCGAUCCGAUGUUUCUUUUGAUUUUGACAACUCUUGGCCCGUUGGUCUCGUUCGAAGGGCUUCUCAGUUACUACGGCGACGAGAUAGACAUGUGGGGAGACAUGACCGUCGCGGUAGAGGAUAUGCAUACGGUGACUUUCACGUUGACCAGAUGCGGCAUUCAACCGAGGCUCGAGGGAAACUGUAACGUGCCAUUUCAACAGCCGUUGCCUAGGGUACUUGGUUCUCGUACAGCGUUGACGGUCGUACUUCCUGUGCCGGACGCAAUCUAUUCCCUCCUACCGUUAGUCCCCUCUUCCAGGCAGACCAUUUCUUUCAACGUCACUCCCGUCUUCUUCAACGUCGGUAUCAACGAGACGGCCUCCCUGGCGGAGAGCCUCGGUACCACGAAACCUCAGGAAAAGAGCAAUAUGGACAAUUUCGAGAGACUCAACGAGUAUUACUUGCGAUUCAAGAAGCUCAAUCUACCAACGGAAACGUCCUCAACUCGACUGGGCGCAAGAUCACCGCUCGGUCAAACGUUAGCCGAGUUAAUAGCUAACCUGAAAGCAACCGUUCAGACCAAAGUAAACAAGAACGUGGAAAUCUUGCAAUUAUCGUCGAAAAUUUGUCGAAGAAUGCGCGGUUUGAGGUUCACUAGCUGUAAAAGUGCAAAAGAUCGUACUGGUAUGUCGAUCACGCUGGAGGAGGUGAACAUCUUGACCGACGAGUAUCAUCUGGCUGAACACGAGUACACCAGAGCCAUCGACUGCAUGCGAAGCGAAGGGUGUCGACGGGAGAAUACGUGGAAAAAUAUCGGAAUUCGGAAAUAUGCGUUCAACAGCCUGCAAAUACUGACAUUUCCGAAACUGUAUCGUCCGCCGACCGGAACUUAUGGAUCGGCACAAACUUAAGGAAAAGUUUCCUUAGUAACAAACGCAUAAUUCUUCCAGCAUUGAUUCCACGUGAUAUCAAUACGACGG